UGUCUCAUUAGCAGUGCUAUUGAAUCUUCAAGCCUUGCAAAUUCGUGCCCCAAAGCAGUUGAAAGAGUUUUCCUGUCUAACCCAUUAGUUUGUAGAUGAAAUAACAACAAAGGUUACUACAAAUUAGUCCUAAUGACCAAGCAGUUAUUGUUUUCCAGAAGUGCUUAAUGAGACAGAAUAGUUCCAGAAUGGUGCUAAUCGUGACUUCAUGAGGUUCCAAAAUAAAAUGUUAUACAGCUGUCUAAAAUAGGCUACUGUUACAGCCGAGCAACAUGACACUAGCAUGCUCGGGUCUCAGGGAGGUAAGGAUAGCAAGCACUCGGAUGAUGAGACCCCCUGGCUAUUCAUAGCUCUUUUGUUCAAUUUUAAGGCCACUUGUCACAAGCUUGUGCUUCAUUCCUGUCCGUACACAGUGCACUCCACAGCUGACGAGAAAGGAUGUGGAAGAGAAAGAAAGAAUGGUUGAUCAAGCCUCCCAAGGAGUACCCCUUGGAGACAAAGUACAGGCCUGUGCUUGAGAGCCUGAUCCCUCCAGACCCCAUGAGCAAGCUGAAACUGAAGAGGGGCUGUCCGAAAGAAGAGUUCCCAAGUCUGGAUAGAAACUACACCUGCAUGGCCCGUGUGCUCGAUCUGCACAUGUACACGCGCCAGUUCAACCGGGCCACUGAGAGUGGAGUCAUUUUUGACGACAUUAUUCGCCCAGGCCUGGAGGACCCAGGAACAAGCACAGGGCCCUUGUCUGUAGGCUGUUUAGCCGGCGACGCCCAAUCCUACAUUCUCUUCUGUGACUUUUUUGACCGCGUCAUUGAAGCCUACCACAGCUACAGGGUGCUUGGUCACAUUACACAAAGGAGUGAUUUCAAUUAUGAUAACCUCAAGGGAGGUGAUGACUUUGACCAAGCCUAUGCUGUAAGCUGUGAAGUGAGCAUUUCUCGCUGUAUCGAGGACUUCAGCUUCCCCACACACUGCAGCCGAGGGGAGCGAAGACAACUCCACACACUGGCCACAAAAGCUCUGGACCAACUUAGUGAAGAACUCCCUGGCAAGCUUUUCUCAAUGGAUGAGCUCAACCAAGAGACAGAAGAUAAAGAGCUCAUCCUGGAUGCCCCGCCCAUUACAUUAAUGAAGAUUGGUGUGGCUCGUGAUUGGCCUGAUGCACGGGCAUUGUGGAUGAGUGAGAAUGGGAGCCUGGCAGUUUGGGUGAACAUGGAGGACCAUCUGAAACUGGUGUCUUCAAGAAGUGAUGCCAAUCUUCAGGAGGCAUUUGCAUCCGUAUGCAUCAAUCUAGUAAAGUUGGAGGCAAUAUAUAAUAAACUCAGGCACCCGUUUAUCUGGAAGCCUCACUUGGGCUGGGUGGUAAGCUCACCGGCAGAGGUGGGCACCGGUCUGAAGGCCAUAGUCACCAUCAGGCUGAUACACCUGCCUGAGCACAAAAAUCUGGACAAAAUCCUGGACAGACUGAGACUUCGCAUGGAGGCAGACAACUCCGAUGGAUUGUACAAAAUAAGCAAUCAACAGACCAUCGGACUCACAGAGGUGGAGUUUACGCAGCUCGUGGUCGAUGGGGUUAAACUUCUCAUCAGGAUUGAGAAGAGACUGGAGGACAAUGCGGGUAUUGAUGACCUGGUGCCUGCGCAGAAGUAGUGCCCACGAUCCAGCUACAGGACGUUUUACAGAAGACGAGACGCGUUGUACACCGCAGUACCCCUGCUCACAAAUCUAUCCGUAGUUAAAUCCCAUAGUGCAAUCCCACAGUGUACUGGAAAUAAAUGUUUGACUCAUUUUCUUUUAAUUUGACUGGAAUUGGAGGUGCAUUAAGGUAUAAUAAUGCACUCAUACAAAUACAUAAUCGUUUCUAUAGAGCAACCUCUUAAAACCUCAAGGAUUUAUGCCAGAUGUAAUCUAAAAAUACUAAUGAUUACAUUUUUUAUUUAAGAAUAAAAAAAACAAAUAUUGCAUUUCUGUAAGGAAAUAUUCAUUUAGUGCUUUGUUUCUUCUUCCUGUUAAGUUUUCCACUGUGUGUGUGUGGGGGGGUCUCACAUAUAGAGGGCUUUUACAGUAUUUAUGUGACGAGUGACAUCACAUUUUCGUCAUAUUAAUUUCGAGAGAGAGAGAGAGAACUAGGGGAAGAAAUGAGAAUGAUUGUAUGUAAUUUAACUUGUUUUGUGGAUGUUUCAUGAUAUUAAAUGUAAUUUAGCAGAUACAAUCCUUUGUUCUUUAAUAAAUAA
Molecule: messenger RNA, 2228 nt
Organism: Hemibagrus wyckioides
Lineage: Eukaryota; Metazoa; Chordata; Actinopteri; Siluriformes; Bagridae
Product: zgc:172076
Exons: 9
Coding region: 439-1644 (401 amino acids)
Biological process (GO): phosphocreatine biosynthetic process
Molecular function (GO): creatine kinase activity
Source: RefSeq, a predicted model, not a curated record